AUGGCGAUCAGAAGUUCGAUUCGUCGGCUAGCCCAAUCAGCGGCUGCCGCAUCAGCCGCGAAUUCCGGUCGAUCUGGAGCAGCGACCGUCCUCGCUGCAUCCGUCGCCUCCGUUGCCGCAAUCGCAGCCGUAGAUUCACGCGUCGCAAGAUCCGACGAUUCCGCGGAUCCGGCGGAUCGACAGAACUUGGCCUCAGUGGCUUCCGCGGGAUCAUUUUGGGGGAACAUGUUGGGCAUCCGCGGAGGAGGUGGCGGAGCUGGCGGAGGCGGCGGAGAGACCUCCGCGGAUCAUCUUCCCGCGCCGGGACCUGCGCCCGGGGGCCUUCCGCCGGGCGGAUCUGGCGCAACUGCGGGGGCUGGAAGCACGGCCGCGGGGGAGGGAACGCAGCGACAGAGGAAUGACAAUCCCAACCCAAGGACGACGGCGGCAGGAUUCGAUCCCGAGGCUUUGGAACGCGGGGCUAAGGCUCUGAGGGAGAUCAACAAGUCCUCUAGUGCUAAGCAGGUGUUUGAGCUAAUGCGCAAACAGGAGGAUGUGCGCCUAGCGGAAGAGAAGGCGCGGAUCGCGGAGCUGGAGGUUCACAGGCAGCAGCAGGAGACGGCGCGGCAGAAGCUGAUGUACGAGGAGCAGCAGAAGCUGGUGGCGCAGCAGGCGCAGACCAAGGCGCAGCUCGCGCGGUACGAAGACGAGCUCGCGCGGAAGAGGAUGCAGGCGGAGCACGAGGCGCAGAGGGCGAGGAACGCAGAGCUGGUGAAGAUGCAGGAGGAGUCGAGCGUGAGGCAGGAGCAGAUCCGACGGGCCACAGAGGAAGAGAUUCAGCAGCAGAAGCGGCAGACGGAGUUGGAAAUGGCAGCGAUCGAGAGGGAGACGCUGAAGCAGAAGGCCCUGGCGGAGGCAGAGGCGCGGGCGCACGAGGCGCGGCUCAGUGAGGACGUGAACAGACGACUGCUGCUGGAGAAGAGCAAAGCAGAGACUGAGAAAUGGAUUAGCGCCAUUAACACAACCUUCGGGCAUAUUGGGGGUGGUAUCAGAGCGCUGCUGACUGAUCAAAACAAAAUGGUGGUGACAGUUGCGGGAGUGACUGCGCUGGCUGCUGGCAUCUACACCACCAGAGAGGGUGCGAGGGUGGUGUGGCAUUACAUCGAUCGCCUGUUGGGGCAGCCUUCUCUAGUGAGGGAAUCUUCCAGAGGCCCCUACCCCUGGUCGAGGAGCCUCAGGCGCCUCUCCUCUGCUCUAUCUGCGCCCUUCUCCCGCGUCCCCGCUGCAACUCCCGGAACUGCUGCUGCCGGUGAGUUGUGCUGCUGUGGGUAA
Closterium sp. Yama58-4 is the source of this 1311-nucleotide messenger RNA. Lineage: Eukaryota; Viridiplantae; Streptophyta; Zygnematophyceae; Desmidiales; Closteriaceae. The record is from the annotation of a GenBank genome assembly.